AUGGUCAAAUUCGCCGCCAUCGCUUUAUUCUUCUUCGCCAGCGCCUUGUCUGUGCAAGCUUGCACCUAUUGCCAAUGUGAAUUUGGUGAUGGAGGACACUGCUGCGUCUAUUCGGACGCUUCAGCUGGCAACCUCGAUUGCACUGCUAUUUGCGGAGGCGCCCAUCGUGCUGAUGGCUCAGACAACGGAGGAGACAACCCCCCUGGUACUGCCUGUGCCGCCGGAGGAAAAUAUGAGUGUAUUAGUCCUAUCACUGCCAUUGGUCGUACUGCCUGCUACACGCAGUAG
This is a messenger RNA of Sclerotinia borealis F-4128, 288 nucleotides long. The record is from the annotation of a GenBank genome assembly. NCBI's taxonomy places the organism in Eukaryota, Fungi, Ascomycota, Leotiomycetes, Helotiales, Sclerotiniaceae.